AUGAUGUGCAGCAUGGAAGAUAAAAGCUUUAUCAACGAAAGGCACACAAAAGUCAUCCAAGGCUUACUGAAUGAAAUUGACGUACGUAGAGGGGAAGACUCAAGCUCAGCUGAGGUGACGAAAAAACUUCAAUUCCUGAGCAGAACUUAUGAAGCUCUACUUAGAAUGGAUGAGCGCGAAAAAAGAAAAUCAAAGCCAUUAGCUUCAAAAACUAAAGAAAUCCUCAACCCAAUUGCCAAAUUAGAGCUAUUUUUUGGCCUGCCUUCAUUGCUUGGGAUAAUUAAGGUUUUAGGCUCUGAUAAACCUGGACUUUAUAAGACUGUUAUAGAAGCUGCUUCAGGUAUAGUUCUUGGUUUAAGCCCAAUGGCACUAUAUGAUAAAGACCCUUCUAUCUCUCAAGCAGUUUUAUCAGUUCUUACAUUUGUCAACUCAAUGAUAAGAAGAGAGCUCCCAAAUAUCCAAGAGGAAGACAUAAAUGCCUGCUAUUCAAUUCUUUUUGGGCUUUAUAUAGCUACAGGGAAUGUGUGUACCGCUUUAGCAUUAGCUUUAGCAUUUGCCAAUUUGGACCCAAGUCAAGACUAUUCUCCAAUUUAUAAACAAAUUUUCCCUAUGCUAACAAACUUUAAGUUCUUAAAAAUAAGUGAUUCUUUUGCUUGGGAUACUCAAAAGAAAGCGAAAGAAUUACUCCCUAUUGGUUAGCAAAAAAGGAUUCUAAAAAAUUCAUAAUUUUAAAGAAAUAAUUCAUUUAUUUAACUCCCCCACUUUGUGAACGAACAAAACCAUUAGAAAAAUCCAAAACUCCACUUUUCAUGAGUGAAUAAAAUUGUUUUAAUAGAAAAUUUUUUUUUAUGGCAAAAAUUUAAUAUGCAAGUGAUAAUUAUUAUAAUGAAAUAUCUAGGCAAUUCUGUCUAAUUUAAACAAAUUAUGUUUUAAAACAUAAAUUUUACAAUUUAAUUUAAAUAUUUGCUUUCCAAUUUUUGCGAAUUGGUAAUUUUUUAAAAAAAAAUUACUAUAAAUUUAUGUAUGGAUUUUUAAAAGAAAAUUAACCCUCCAUGAGCGAACAAAAAACUUUUUGUACUCUCACUAAGAGGGAGUAAGAAUAAAAAUGUUUAUUAUAUCUUUUUGUCCAAACUAUAUCUUGAUAUAUAAAAAGGGAUUAAAAUAAUAAAAUCUCAAGCAAGUUAUAUAAAUAGCUAAAACAUAAAUCUAAUUAAAUUAGAUAUUUACUUCAAAUAAUUAUCAGAAUUAUCAAGCAAAGAAUUUUUGCUCAUUAGCCAAGUAGAGAAGUUAGAAAUCAAAAGCGAUGAGCCAGAUUUUUUAAUCAGUACAACUUUAGGUCAAUGGGCAACUGUUCUUUCAGCAGAAGCUUGGACAAAAGGGGCUCACUAUUUUGAGAUGAUUUGGAUUGAAGGUGAAGAUGACAGAGUUUACUAUGGAGUUUGUAAUAGAUAUUAUUCUGACCUCAACAGACCACCUAUAAAAAAAAAAUCGUGUGCUCUCUAUUAUCAGCCUAACGGAAGUAUAGGCAAAGUUAGAAUGGAAUUGUACACCUUCGAAAGAUAUGUAGUCGGGGACAAGAUUGGACUUUUGCUGGAUAUGGAAGAGCGCACUGUUCUUUUCUUCCAUAAUGGAAAAGAAGACCCCAAUGGACCUAUUAAAGAUCUCCCUGAAAUUAUGAAACUUUUUAUGAGCGUUAGUGAAAACGGCAAAUACAAAAUCAUCUAUAAUCCCCUAGAUAUGCCAAAAAUUGCUCGCAUAAAAGUUGAAAACUAUAGAAAAAGGUCUAAUGUAGAAGUGAAGCUUGAAGAUUUAAGCAUCAUUGACAGAGCUAUCACAACUGGAGAAAUGGCUGAUGAGUAUCUCGAAAUGAAGCCUAUUGAGCUCACGCACUAUAUUCUUAAAUCGCUUGACGUCUCAAAUUCCGAUAUCAUAGAAAAAUUAGAAAAUAUAGAGAAAAAGGCGAAUGUUGAAAAAAUUUGGCUUUUCCUUGACAUCAAGAAUGAAACUGUCGAAAUUUUAGAAAAAUUGGCUUUGAUUUGUAUUGAAAAAAUUCACUCAGAAAAUGUCGAAAGAGAAUCGAAAGAAAUUUAUUUAGAAAUGCUCGUUUAUGUCCUAAAACUCACCAGAUCGCACUUAAUUGGGUCGAGCAUGAUCCCAAAUGUAACUUUAGAAAGACAGCUAAGAACAAGAAUUAUGAAAAUCGCUAUUGAUCUAAUAACUAGCAUGCCAGGGUCCAAGGCUUGUGAAGAAGCCACAAAAAUUGUGACAUCGUGCUUUUCUGUCUUUUAUAAGGACCCAAAGGAGAAAUUGUCUUACUUACUAGAUAGACUUAAAGAUCAAAUGGACGGAGUUGAGAUAUCAGGUAUCCUUAAAGAGCUUGAAGAUAGAAUUUUCCUUGAAAUGGCUCAACCAGAAAAACUUUUCCCAGCCUUAGAGCUUAUUAAUGACGAGUCUCAGCAUUUAGUGGAAACUUAUUUCAAGUACUUGAUUGAGCUUUCUUCAGAAAUUUCCAAGAAACUUGUAAGAGGAGAAGAGACAUCUAUUGGAGUUUUGAAACUUCUUGAAACAAGUCAAAUUGUUUUGUUCGGUCAAGCUGCUAAGUCUAACUUCAAAGGAAAAUGGCAAGAAAUCUUAAUGAACUACUCAUUAAGUGUUUUCCAGAAGUGUGAAGAAGUUUUUCAUAUUGUAAAAGCAAAAGAAAAAGGGUCUACAUUGUCAGAUGAACUCACAAACACUUUAAGAAAAACUAUACUUGCAGAUUUAUUAGAAACUCUUCUUUACAUGUUGGUUUUAACCAGAAUGAGCCUUGAUUUCUUACUCCCCCUCCGUGAGCAAACAAAACCAUUAGAAAAAUCCAUAUUUUUUGACCAAAAACCCGCCCUCCAUGAUCGAACAAAAAUAUUUUAUGGGAAAAAAAUGAUAUAUAAGUGAUAAUUAGUAUUACGAAAUCUAUGGCUAAUUUUGUUUAAUUUUAAACAAAUUGCGUUUUAAAACAUAUUUUACAAAAUAAAUUAAUAUUUGCUUUCCAAUUAAGAUUUUUUAAAAUUUCAUAAAUUUAUAUAUAAAUUAUUUUAAAAAAGAAAUUAACCCCUCUCCAUGAGCGAACAAGAUUUUUUUGUUCGCUCAUGAGGGAAAGGAGGUAGCAAAAAUUUUGCUAGUUUUGCAGAGCAUCACAACAUCUCUACAACACUUUGACCCAAAGCCAAAAAUCCUAAAUAAAUGCUGAACUCUAGCUGUAGGAGAUGCUUUUGAAAGUAGUCACAAAUACCAAACAGAUUAUUUUAUUACCCACAAGGUAAAGAUCCCUGGAGCAAGAAAAUAUUAUUUGGUCUUUGAUCCUAAAUGCAAAACCGAAAGAUAUCAAGAUUAUUUAGAGCUUUGGGAAGACGAUAAUAAAAAAGGAAACCUCUUUAGAUGGGAUUAGGAUUAGGAUUAGGAUUAUUAAAGUCAGGCAAUAGCCAUAUUCGCGGUACAGUCGCCAAAGAACUCCUGUACGGGAGGUUCUACCGCUUUUCGGCUCCAGCCAGAGGGUCUAUCCCUCUUGUGAGUGCCCUCAGCACCUUCUGUAUCUCCUUGCCUUGAGAAUUCAGUCUUGAGUGGGCGGCUUAUGGAUUUCUACGGCCCUGCUACAGGCGAUUGGAGUAGCUUGAUUCCAAGGAUCAUUGGAGUCUGUCGGGUGCCGAAUAACUUCCUUCAGCAGCUACAGGAAAAAGACUGUUCCCCUAUGGCCUGGGCCGAAACCCCAGCUUCUCGUUAGAGGAGUGCCAAUGAGUCUUUGGAUCCAAAGGGCAUUGCUGAGCGCCUCCAUUUCCAACCACAGUAAAGCAGCAAAAACCUACCCGGAUACACACCUCUUGAGCCUGCACUUAGUUCUCGGCUCGGAGUCCUUCCGAAUUCACAGUAGCCAUAAGGUCUGGACUGCUGCGCCAAGAGGGCAGGUUUACACGUGUCACCAUUUUAAUGUAUGUGCUCUUCAGCUGGGAAGGAGAAAAUUUCCCAAAGAAUGGAAAAAGAAUUGAAGUAAAUAUCCCUUAUUUGUUCUUCACAUUCUACUCAAGAUACUUUUCCACGUGGGGCUGGAAAAUUGAUAUUUUCGGUGAAGUGCAAGCUGAAUAUUAUACUAACUCCCCCUCCAUGUGCAAAAGAAACCAUUGGAAAAAUUAUUUUACCCAAAAAUCCAUCUUCCGUAAGCAAACAGAAAUAUUUUGCUAAACUUUUUUAUGAAAAAAAAACAUUUAUAAGUGAUAAUAAAUAUCAUCAAAUCUCUUGCUAAUAUUGUCUAUUUUAAACAUUUUGUUUUUACAAUUUUUACGAAUUGGUUUUUUAAAUUUGAAAAAAAAGAUUUACUAAAAUUUUUACAUAUAAAUUUUAAAACAAAAAAUUAACCAUAAGCGAGCAAAAUUUUUUGAUUGCUCAAAGAGAGGGGAAGUAAAGAAUGGCCAGAUACCAUAAAAGAUGCAGCAGGGUUUUUGGUUAGAUUUAUCUACGUAAAAUUGGUUUCUGGAGAAUUUGAGGCAACACCAGAAGAUGAAGAAGCGAGAGAUUUACUUCAAAACCCAUUGCUUAAAUACGGAAUUUCUGAUAAGACUUUAUCACUUUUUAAGUCUCAAAAUCCUAUCCCAGAUAGUCUUAUCACCCUUGCCCAAGUGCCUGGAAUUGGAGAAAAAAUUAAGCCUAAGAUGCUAAAUCAGUUUAUUAGAAGCGAUCCUACUAAAAAGCUGGUAUGCAAUAAUAAAUCAGAGCUGACGUUGCAAGAGUAUAUUGACUCUUUUGGAAAAUGGGGAGAUGCAAAGUAUUCUGACAAUCAGUUUAUCAAUGAUUUCAUUGAAGGGGAUAGCAAAAUUGGAAGAGAUUGGAAUGCCCUGAAAACUUUGAGCGGAAUUAGCGAAGAAGAUUCAGCACUUGGAGGAUCUGAAUUUGAUAAAGCAGAAAGAGCCAUUUUCGCUGUUUAUCUAGCUAUCUUCGAAUUCGCUGAGACUUUUAAAAACCUUCUUCAAGAUCCUAUAAGUGUUGGAUCUACAGUAAAAUACCUCGUAAAAGAUGCAGUCAAAUAUAGAAAGUGGGCUGAGAAAUACAUCCAAAAAUUGAAAGAAACUGUAUCUAUGACCUUUGAAGAAGUCUCUAAUUCUCCGUAUAGUUAGUAAAGCCAUCAGAAAAAACCUGAUUUUAGAAAAAUUAGAAUUCCUAAUUAUCAAGCAAAAUUUAUAUAAAAUUUAUAUAAAAAUUUUGAAUAGAUAUUUUGAUAUAUAAUUAAUUAUUAUUUUAAUAAUCAGAUAUGCUAAUUCUAUAAAUUUUUAAAAAAUUGCAUUAUAAAAUAUAAAAUUUUUUAAUUAAAUUAAUUUUUCAAACAAUCUUUCAAAUUAAUCUUAAAAGCAAAUUAAUGAGUAAAAAUUCUUGCAUGCAAAGCUGGAGGUAGAGUAAAGAUGUUGUAUUUAAAUGCGCUUUAUUAAUCAAUUCACAGCAUACUCAAGGCUUAAAUGAGCUUGGGAUUACUAAAACAAUGAAAUAUUUGGUAGUAAAUGUAGUCCAAGAAGCCAGUACUUCUAAAAUGAAAAGAAAUGAAAGCAAAUGGAAGGAAGUCAAAGAAGGAGUUGCAGUAGAUUCAAGCUUAGUUGUUAAGCUAGGAAGGAAUGAAAGCGAAGACGAAAGCCACUCAGAAGACGUUAAAGGAAUCAAAAAAAUAUCUGAGCUUAUUUUUUCGUUAUUCGAAACUCCUGUCUCAGCUGAAAAAAUUGUGGACACCAUUGAGAAAAGAAGAGUGAAAGCUAUUGCAAGAGCUCUUGGACUUUCCAGCUUAGGAAACUCAAUGAACUUAUCGUCUAGAAAAGAAACUUCACUAAUAAGAUCCUUUAUUGACUCUUUAAAACAAAACAAUAUAAAAUUCCAUUAUUGGGAAAAUGUGGAAGGAAUUGAUUUAAGCCUAUUAAAGUGUGUCCAAAAGUCAUUUUAUACCAUCUAUGGAUACUUGCAGAAAGAGCUACUCAAAUCAAAAACAGAAGUCAUAGAAAGACCUUUAUACUCCCAUUACUUGACUAUUUUAGAUGCGUUAUGCUUCCCAUUAAAAGAGUCUGAUAAUCUUAUGAUAGUCGAGCAACAGUUCCCACUUAUCAUUUCUCUUUUAUUGAAUUGGUCUAAAGGUUAUAUAGGAGAAGAAGUUGAUACCAAAUCAUUCCUUUUGGAUCAGUGCAUUACAGGAUUUAAAAUCUUGGUAGAAGCUGAUAUCUCUAAAGAUGUUGAUAAAAUUCUCUUAGAAGCCAGAGAAGGAGAAGGCCAGAAUCUCUAUUUAAUUAUUGAGCACAAUGGAGCAAUUCCUGUAGUCGAUUUCCAAAUCGCAUCUGAAGAAAUUGAAGGAUAUAACAAUUUAGGCCAGUUCACUCGGAAUGGAGAAUCCAAACAUAUUUUCAUCAAAAAGAGCGAACCAAGUGCAAAGAACCAAUUUCUUGUCAGUAUUCAGGAGAGCCUUGAAUGUGAAUACAAGCCUUAUUAUGAUUUAUUAGGUGAUGAAUCAGAAGAUGAAAAGAAAUUAAGAGAAACCCUUAAAGAUAGGUUAUGCAGAACAGUAUGGGCCGCUUAUAAGCUUUUAGUCUUUAGUGCAGCUGGAAAUGUAAGUCAAAUUAAUUCAGUUGUCAAACAGACUGUCCAAGAUCUGUUUUUAAAUUCGAUUUUUAAUGAAUUAAAGUGGGAUCAAUCGCUAUUGGAGCUGGGCUACUCAGGUCUAAAGCUCAGCGAAGUAGUUUCAGGGCAGUUGUGGGUAAAUAAAAUGAACACUGUCAAAGCUUUUAAAAAGAAUCCAAUGCAAGAAUGGGUGAGGCAGUUUAAUAAAGAGACUGAAAAACUAGGAGAAUCCUAG
Blepharisma stoltei is the source of this 6850-nucleotide messenger RNA. The record is from the annotation of a GenBank genome assembly. NCBI's taxonomy places the organism in Eukaryota, Ciliophora, Heterotrichea, Heterotrichida, Blepharismidae.